Sycon ciliatum is the source of this 2395-nucleotide messenger RNA. Its product is annotated as CUGBP Elav-like family member 6. The coding region runs from base 362 to 1609 and encodes 415 amino acids. The transcript is spliced from 8 exons. Gene Ontology annotation, cellular component: ribonucleoprotein complex; cytoplasm; nucleus. The record is from RefSeq and is a predicted model, not a curated record. NCBI's taxonomy places the organism in Eukaryota, Metazoa, Porifera, Calcarea, Leucosolenida, Sycettidae. Gene Ontology annotation, molecular function: mRNA binding. Gene Ontology annotation, biological process: mRNA splice site recognition; regulation of alternative mRNA splicing, via spliceosome.
CAACGAAAAAUGGUCAAGAACUGAAGAAGUCUUCAACUUACUUGAGUUGCACUACAGUCCACAACCCCCAGCUCGCUGCUGCCAGUGCAGGUCUUUUCGCCGUGAGUUUGCCAAUCUUCGUCUCCCCGGUCCCCGACCACUCCGCCUUUAGAGUAUUGACCACUUACACCAGUCCACGUCUGCAGUGGAUGCGGAUCCCCCGCGGAGGAGGAUUGCAGGGAGCACGUCCUGACACCAGUAUUCGACUUUUCUUUUAUUGCUAUCAGUUCACAGCAACAACCGUACUCCGUAGACAACUUUUCUUCUCCGUUGCCUUCACUUGAUGUACAGUAUUUUAUAACUAGACUUCAUUUUCUACAUCAUGGAGAUGCUCGGUUCAGCACCUGGAGGUAUACCUGGUCUACCUGGCUCUGGAGCCCAGGCAAUGUUAGGUGUUGGAUCAAUGCCCGAGUCAGACUCGAUUAAAUUGUUCGUUGGCCAAAUUCCAAGGACAAUGGAAGAGAAAGAUUUACGGGAAGUUUUCGAACCGUACGGUGUAAUAUGCGAUCUGAAAGUCCUGAAGGAUCAGUUCACUGGUUUCCACAAAGGAUGCUGCUUUGUGACGUAUCAGACAAGAGCUCAAGCCGACCGUUGUAUGAUUGAACUACAUGAUAAGAGAACCCUGCAUGGAAUGAAUCGUGCACUUCAAGUCAAGCCAGCAGAUGAAGGCAAGCCUGAGAACCGAAAACUCUUUAUUGGCAUGCUUUCAAAGUCGGUUGAUGAGAAUCAACUGAGAUCAAUGCUGGCUCCCUAUGGCACCGUGGAGGAGUGCAAUAUUCUCAAGGAUGAGCAUGGUGUGAGCAGAUCAUGUGGCUUUGCUCUGCUCUCAUCCAAGCAGCAAUGUCUAAAUGCAAUCCGGUCUUUGCAUAACUCCAACACCAUGCCGGGUGCAAAGUCACCACUACAAGUCAAGUUUGCUGACUCGGAGAAGGAUCGCCAAGCACGCAAAAUCCAGAAGGCAGGUGGCAACAUGUUUCCUGGAAUGAUGCCCUAUGUAGGCGGUGCUGGUGGUGGUGCCGUGGGACAGAGCACUUCAGCUGCUGCUGCUGCAGCUGCCACUAACCCACUAGCUAUCUACCAACAAAUUGCUGCCCUUCAGUCACUAUUGACUGGUUCAUCUGCCACUGGUGCUGGCAAUGGCGCCAAUGGGCCUGCUGCAGCGGCUGCAGCUGCUACUUCAGCUUCUGACCCAACUGGACUCACGAACAUCGCUCUCUAUCAACAACUCAUGGGUGGCGGUGUACCCCUAGCCCAGAACAUGGCCCAGCCUGGUCAUCAGUAUCCACAGCAAAGAGAAGGGCCUGAUGGAGCCAACCUCUUCAUCUACCACAUCCCUGCUGAGUUUAGAGAUGCCGACUUAGUGCAGAUGUUUGCUCCCUUCGGGUCCAUUUUGAGUGCGCGUGUUUUCAUCGACAAAGCUACCAAUCAGAGCAAGUGUUUUGGUUUUGUAAGUUACGACAACGCCACAUCAGCUGCAACUGCAAUUCAGUCUAUGAAUGGCUUCCAAAUUGGAACCAAGCGCCUCAAGGUGUCACUGAAGCGUGGCAAGGACGCCAGCAGACCGUACUAAUUACGAAAUGUAGUACUCAGUUCUACACCAAUCAGAGCGGCUAGAUGAAAGGCAGCUGUCGCUGUGUGUGUGUGUGUGUUUGUGCCCCCUAUAUAUCACUUAUCAUGAAACCUGGAUGUUGUGACGUUAGUCGUGGAGUUGUGCUCGUUCCAGUGUCUUGUGUUGUUGGUCCUUGUUGGCGCGUGCGUGGUGUGUUGGUGCUGGUGCUCUCUUGUUUCAAUGUUUGCUUGUAUGUGUGCAUGUGUUGUGUUGCUCCACUGGUAGGUAGUACUGGUGGUGCUGGUUGGUGGCUGUGCGUGUGUUGUUCCACUGGAAGGUGGUGCUGGCUAGUGCUGGUUAGUGACUGCAGUCGCAUUGCUCUCUUGUGUUGUAGUUGUGCUUAUACAGGACGUGUUUCUGGCUGUCUCGUCUGUUUCCGUUUCAGUGGUUCUUAUUUUAUGUGUUUCUUCCUCGUGCAGUGAAGUCUAAAGCUUAUUUUUAUAGCCAUUUUGCCCUCUGUUUUUUGUGUUAAAAUCAGCGACGCAUAUCUCGCUCUCCCAGUCGCUCAAUAUCUGAGUACCUGCUAAUGUUGAGAGUAACUUUUCUCCCUUUCUAUUUGUUUCUGCACCUCGUUAAUAUCCGUGCUAUUAAUUACGCUUCAGUUAAAUUGAUUAUGUGCAGCAGAUGAUUGUGUCUUGUUUCUGAUAUUGUCUCUCCUUUCAUUCUCUCGCUUUCUUCUUUGCUUUUUGUUGUUGUGGCAACUGAAAGCAGGUGUUAUGAAUUUGUGUUGGAAAUCCAGAAAUUCAA